This is a messenger RNA of Tricharina praecox, 426 nucleotides long. RefSeq lists its product as uncharacterized. The transcript has a single exon. The annotation marks the transcript as partial. NCBI's taxonomy places the organism in Eukaryota, Fungi, Ascomycota, Pezizomycetes, Pezizales, Pyronemataceae. The record is from RefSeq and is a predicted model, not a curated record.
CCCUCCUUCUCGUUUGCCAUUCACCCUCGACCAGCUCCCCCAACAUCGCCAGUAUCACUCACAACCACAACUAACCAACCACCGCCGCUACUUCCUCUUCUCUCAUCCCCUCUUCCUCCAUCCAUCUUCUCCCAUCCCUCUUCCUCCAUCCCUCUUCCUCCACCCCUCUUCCACCCUUCUUUGUCCACAUCACCGCCUGCAGUCCGCACAACCCCGCUUGCCUGCUCCACAUCUCUUCGCCAUCUGAUCACUCACCGCUGUCAAGUCCCCAGUAAGUCUUCUUUUCUUUUUCCCCGUCACACGCCUACAAGAUACUUCUUCCUCCUUCCUCGUCCUAUUCUUCAUCCUCCCCGUCAACGGCAACGUCGACUACCACCGUCUCACCUCCUUCCUCCACCUUCCUCCAGCACCACCACCACCAUCACU